UGACGUUUGCGAGCCAAUCAAGAGUGUGGGUUUGAAAGCCUACGGCGUGAUCUUGCUGAGCGGGAGCGAGAGUCUCUCCCCGAAUAUGGAGGACGUAGUGGGCAAGUAUGUAUCUCAGAAAAUCAGCAAGACCCGCUGGCGGCCCGUAUCUGCCACUGCCUUGCAGCCUCCCGAGAUUUUCGCCACCGGCUCGUGGGAUAAUGAGGAAAAUAAGAUUUCCAUUUGGUCUGUUGGAGAUUUGGUCCCAAACGGUGAAUAUCAUGGAGAACCACAUUUGCUUUGUGAUAUCCAACAUAGUGGUGAUGUUAUGGAUAUGCAGUUUUUGGAUCAGGAGAGAAUUGUUGCUGCUUCAUCUACUGGGAGUGUGGCCAUUUUCCGGCAUCAUCAAAAUAAUCAGACUCUUUCCUUAAAUCAGAAAUGGGAACAAGCACAUUAUUAUGAUCACUCCUGGGGAAGUGCAUCAUGCACUGGGAUCAUUUGCAAUAGCCCUGAAAUUUUUAGUAUUGGAGAAGAUGGUAGAAUAAACAUGUUCACCACUGACCGUAAGGAAGCUGUACGUACUAUAGAUAAUGCUGAUAGCAGUACACUCCAAGCAGUGACUCAACUUCGUACAACAGAGAUUCUGACUGUCAAUUCCAUUGGUCAGCUAAAAAUAUGGGACUUCAGACAGCAAGGAAAUGAACCUUCACAAAUAUUUUCAUUGACAGGGGAAAGAGUACCACUACAUUGUGUCGAUAGGCAUCCCAAUCAACAACAUAUUGUUGCUACAGGUAGUCAAGAUGGAAUGUUGAGUAUUUGGGAUGUAAGACAAGGCAGCAUGCCAGUUUCCUUACUAAAUGCUCAUCAAGCAGAAUUAUGGGAAGUACACUUUCAUCCUUCCAAUCCUGAUCAUUUGUUCACUUGUUCAGAAGAUGGAUCUCUGUGGCAUUGGGAUGCUUCCUCUGAUGUGACUGACAGAAAAUCUUUUCUUCAUACAAGUGGAAGAAAUACUUCAUUUCUACCUCAUUCUACAGCUAAUCAGUCCAUAAUUAGUGCUUGGUUGAACAAUGAUCCUACUAAAGAUCGCAUUGAGAUUACAAAUUUAAGUUCAAAUUCAACUUUAUCAAUAAACAGUUUAGAUGUGUUAGGAUCAUUUCUUGUGUAUGGAACUGACACAGAAUCUAUUUAUGUUAAGAAGGAUCUCUUUGUAUAACCUUAGUUUUCCCAAAACAGUGCUGUUGUGUAAAUUUAGAAUUCUUUUUCUAACCAAUCUCUAGAAUCAUAGUUAAACUAGGGUCAUAAUUUAGAGUACAACUGAACAUAAUUCAUGUUACAGCUUAAGCUUUUUAACAAUACAUUUCUGUGGUUCAUCAUGUUUAUAUUAAAAAAUUUCCAUUUAUGCAUUGCUUAAUUACGUUGUCUUUAUUUUUUAAAUAUUAUUUCAACUCUUCUCCAAUACAGAUGAAUUAAUUGCAAGUACUGUAGUACUCAUACUAAGUAUGGUAUUACCAAACUAGGUUGUAGAAGGGAUUUUUGGGGUGACGCUUAAGACUACAUUUUUAUUUGAAAUAUUUCCCGUUGAUACUAGAAUAAACUUAAGCAACAAAAAAAC
Notechis scutatus (mainland tiger snake) is the source of this 1591-nucleotide messenger RNA. It is a transcript of the gene NUP43, whose product is annotated as nucleoporin 43. The record is from RefSeq and is a predicted model, not a curated record. Gene Ontology annotation, cellular component: nuclear pore outer ring. Gene Ontology annotation, molecular function: protein binding. NCBI's taxonomy places the organism in Eukaryota, Metazoa, Chordata, Lepidosauria, Squamata, Elapidae.